AUGGCGGAGUCGGAGACCCUGGACGCGUUCGCCGGCAGGCUGGGCGGCAUGGCAGCGCGCUACAUGGCACUGGGCUCGACCCUGGAGGAUGCGGCGCUCGUCAAGAAGUUGCUUGAUUCGGUCCCAGAUCGCUUGUACGCGGCGGUGGCCGAGAUUGAGCAGUUCUGCGACGUCGGCACGAUGGCGUUCGAGGACGCGUUGGGGCGGCUGAAGGCUUUCGACGAGAGGCUGCGUCAGCGCGGGCAAGACGGAGGCAGCCAUGGCGGCGAGCAGCUGAUGUUCACCGCGGCACAGUGGCGGGCGCGCGAGCGGCAGCGAGGAGGAGCUCGGGACGACGACGACGGGGCGAGCGGCGAGGCGUCGGGUUUCGGCGGGAACCGGCGCGGCCGCUGCUACAAGUGCGGUGAACGCGGGCACUUCAAACGCGAGUGA
Molecule: messenger RNA, 432 nt
Organism: Triticum dicoccoides
Lineage: Eukaryota; Viridiplantae; Streptophyta; Magnoliopsida; Poales; Poaceae
Exons: 1
Coding region: 1-432 (143 amino acids)
Molecular function (GO): zinc ion binding; nucleic acid binding
Source: RefSeq, a predicted model, not a curated record